AAAACAAAUGGUGUGAAUCCCAAACAUAUAGUAAUAGUAAUAAAAUUGAUGACAAGUUAUCACACAAACUAUGGCUAACAUCGACGACAACAAUACUAACGAUAACAACGAGAGGACAGUUAGCCAUCAUAUAUGUCAUACAACUACUACUACUACUACUAGUAAUAAUCAAAUUGAUAACCAAAUCAUCUAUACAUCCAUAUUAUGAGAAGCAAUACUAACUAUAAUACUAACAAUGCAUUUACACAUUGAACGUAUUGGUAGGCCGUCGUCCUAUUCGGACAGUAACAUACUGUCCCUGUCAUGGAUGGGCAAAGUACCCGACGGUCUACUACAGGCCAACAACUCAAACAACAACAAUAAUAAUAACAACAACAACAACAACGGGGUGUCCGCGACCUCAGCGGCAGCCGCUGAUGAUGACGGCUGGAAACUGAAUCGCCAAAACUACUAUCAGGACGGUUGGCUCGGGUCGGGCAAUACCCGCGGUAUUGUUGGCGUUACCUAUACUACUAGCCGAUCGCGUUUGUCGACCGCCGCUAAACCAACUACCACCGGGCCAUCGGCAGCUGCAGCUGCAGCGGCCACGGCAACAGCUGCAGCGGCCGCCGCAGCAGCCACGGAACUACCGCCGCGUACCAACUAUAACCUACGGGGGCAUCGAUCGGAGAUAACUCUGGUCAAGUGGAAUGAACCCUAUCAGAAGUUGGCCACUUGCGACAGUACGGGUAUCAUAUUUGUUUGGAUCAAAUACGAGGGUCGGUGGUCAAUCGAGUUGAUCAACGACCGCAAUACACAGGUUACCGAUUUUUCGUGGUCACACGACGGCCGUAUGGCCUUGAUAUGCUAUAUGGACGGAUUUGUAUUGGUCGGAUCGGUUAGUGGCCAACGUUACUGGUCGUCGAUGCUCAAUCUGGAUAGUUGUACGAUUAGUUGCGGUAUUUGGUCGCCCGAUGACCAGAUGGUCAUAUUUGGUACAUCAAGUGGCCAUAUACUCGUUAUAGAUGUCCAUGGUACAAUGGUCGCCCAGGUAUCCAUACAGGAAGGUAUAGCCAUUACCCAUAUGUGCUGGUCGUGCGAAAAGUUCAAAAUGGACGACACGGAUGACCAGCAGCAGCAGCAACAGCUGCUGCUGCUGAAGACCAACAACAACAACAACAUCAAUGGUAGCACUUCCGAGACCAACACUACCGGCAACGCCUCCACCACUGCCACCGCCGCAGCCGCUAAACUACCCGUACACUCGCUGGCCGUUACCUUUAUCGAGGGUACCAUCUAUAUCAUGCAAAACUAUGACGACUUGUUUCCGAUUAUCAUCCGAUCGCAGCUGUUGUCCACCAAAAUUGAGUGGUCAAACAAUGGCGAACUGUUGGCCAUUGCCGGCCAUCAGAUCAGGGAAUCACGAUUGGAUCCGCUAAGCGGUGACCAUUCGUUUACCUAUCGUAAUGUCCUGAUGUUCUAUACAUAUACCGGUCAAUUGAGACUCCGCUACGAACUGGAGUGUCAACAAUACCCGAUUACGGCCAUAACAUGGGGUCAUUCGGACAAACGACUGUUCAUAGCUACCGGUCCUGUACUAUAUAUUGCAUGGAUAACCAAACGUAUACCCACUUUACAGUUACUGUCCAAACUGUCCAUAUAUGGUUGUCUGGCACCGGGUGCCGAUGACAAAUGUACCGAUCAAUUGCCACUACCCGGGCGUUUGCAGUCAUCAGUGGCCCAACUAUUUCAUCCGACUCUACAGUGCUAUCUACCCGAUCUGACCCAAUUGCGUGAUUUUGUAUCGAAACCGCCCGACAAUAAUACCCGAUUGCACUGUACAAUGAUACGGCACGAAGAGGACGACUAUCUGACCAGCAGUACAACCUAUAUACUGUAUCUGGAAUAUCUUGGCGGACUCGUACCGAUACUCAAGGGUAAACGGGCCUCAAAAUUGAAACCCGAAUUUGUUAUCUACGAUCCGCAACUCGAUAGGCCGGCCACUACCACCACUACCGGCAGUGGCCAAUCGUCGGGUGGAUCGACACCGUACGCCACCUCAUCGGAGGACAGCGAAUGCGACGACCCGUUUGGCGUCGGCGGUGGCGGCAGCGGCGCCGGUAGUCAACAAUCGCCAUCGACUAGACGUAGACGUCGGCGCUUUCGUCAUCACUUUCAGCGGCGGUCGUCGCGCAACAACAACAACAACAGUAGUAACGAGUCGUCCAAUACGUCCUUAACGUCAAACACCGGUAGCACUGGUGGCGGCGGGUCGUCAUCAUCGGCGGUAUCGGCGACGUCGCCCCACAAAUACCCGGACGAACUGCCCGAACACGAAAAGCUAGUAUUGGUUACAUCCAAUAUAUGGGGUACCAAAUUCAAGAUACUUGGCCUCAGCGAUUGGCUACCGUCCCAAUUGGGCUCAAUUACCUAUCGGACCAGUCUAUUGCAUCUACAGCCACGGCAGAUGACACUGUCGAUCAAAGAGUUGGGCGAAAAACGGGGCGCCGAUCCGUCGUAUCCAUCCUAUUGUUGUUCACCGAUUAAAGGCUACGAAACCAAUAAUAAUAAUAAUAACGGAUCGAUGAUAAUGAUGUCAUCGGACUCGGAGGACGAAGCGGCCAUGUCCUAUAUGAUGGACAUGGAUUCAAGUGUACCCAUUGCACCGAUGACACCGUUCAAAAGUAGUCUACUGGCCAACAAUAAUACCGGCAAUGCCAACAACAAUACUAAUAAUAAUAUGUUGUUGUUUGGCGGCCAAAACAACCGGACAACUGUAUCGCCCGAAAAGCGGCCAACCUAUCAGUUUAGUAGCCGAUCGGUCAAUGAUUUUACUACAGGAGCCGCCGCUGCUGCCGCUGCCGCAGCCGCGGCCAGUGGUGAAGAGUUUCUGACAUUACAAAUACACGGCGACCUACACUAUCUGGAGAUGAGUAGCGGCAGCGGCAGCGGUCCGUCAUCGACAGUACAUCCGAUUCCCAGUACGGCUACCACUACGACAACAGUCAAACCAACGAUGACAACGACUGGUGGUCCCAACACCGCCAACAACACCGCCAUAUCAUCGACAAUAUCGACGCAAACCAGUUUCCAGUCGAUUACCGAUUUACUAAACUCGUUGACAGCCCUGGAAAAGACAACUCAGACACUGUUUUCGCCGAUAAUUGAGUCCAAAUCGGUUGUCGCUCCUGUUGUCAGUGAUCAUCACUACUACCACAAUCAUCAUCAUCAGCAGCAGUCAUCGGCUGACGACUCGUUUAGCCGAUUGGCUGCCAAACGUUUUACAGCCGCCGCCGCCGAACUACCCGUUAGUUAUUAUUCGCUAAAUAGUGUUGGCGGCGGCGGCGGUAAGUGUCCAUUGGAACCGUUGCACCAUUCAAUGGCACUGAUCAAUCUGAACAACAACAACAGUGAUCAUUGUCACCACAAGACAUCCACUACCGCCAACACUACACCCGAUUCGCCAAACGUUUCGCCGCCAAAAUCCAUGCGCUAUAAGAUUACCCACAAAAAGGAAAGUCCCCGCAAAUCAAGUGUUUCGUGUAUUGAAUCCGAUUUGACUACGGCUGCCGCCCAACAGAGUCGCCGCUCUGAAUCAACUAACGGCGCGGCCACCACCAAUGUUACCACUAUUGUGGCCGCUAAAUAUGCAGCGGUAACGGCGGCGUCAGUAUCCAGUCCUAAACAUCAACGCCGUGGAAUCGGCGGCGGCGGUUAUUCUACUAGUUUCGGUGGUGGUGUUGCCACCGCUGCUUCCGCAUCGCCGACAUCGGUAAUGGCCAGUACUGGCACGUGGGGCGCACUAUCGGCACUGCAUUCGGAGUCGGCUAUUGACCAGAAAUCGCUGAUCACCUCAACAACAACAACAACGACAAACGAUUUUCGUUAUAUCGACGACAUCGAUACCGAAGCCACCGACAGUGCCGCCGCCGACUCGUUGCUGUUGUCGCGGCAACCGUCUGUAGUCGGCUAUCAAAAGUGUCGUACCAUUACCUCUACCGCUACGGCCGCCGCCGCCGCCGCCGCCGCUGCCACCGGUCCUCACACUAGUUAUAGUCAAACUAAUAGCAGUAAACAGCGUCGGCUAACAUUGAAAGCCCCGACACCACCACCACCACCAACAACAACAACAAUAAAACAGUGCCAUAAUAUUGAUGCCCAUCAUAACCAUCAUAACCAUCAUCAUCAGCAACGACACAAUCAUCCAAACUCUUGUCCAAACAACCGAUCAUUUGACGAAACAGAUACCGAAGCCGAUAACGACUAUCCGGACUAUUGUGAUAAUACUGUCGCCGCCGCCGACUCCUCUUCAUAUGUGACCACCAAAUGUCUAGCCAUGAAACCCAAUACUAAUAAUAAUAGUAAACUUAAGGACAAAAAGUUUUUGUUGACCACAACCACAACCACCACGGGUUCAUCCAAUACCAGUGUCUUCAGCAGCUGCUCAACAAAUCAGUGCUCAAACCAUCGCCCGAUGAUGACUACUACUACCACUACUAACAGUUGUUCCGUACAGACAACAACACCAUCGUCAUCGACAUCGUUAUCGUCGGCGUCAUUAUCGGCCGAUUUGUUUGAUAAGAUAGCAUCGCUGGCGUCGAUGACCUCACGUUCAAGGAGUACGUCCCGUACGGACAUCAACAACACUGAUCCGCCGCCGCCGCCGCUGCUAUUAUCCGCGCCGCCAGCACUGGUCCAUAAUAGGCCGCCCUAUUUGAACAGACAUCGGGGUAGUCUACCGCACGCACUGUUGGCCACCACCGCCGCCACCAGUCCCAGUAGUAUUGAGACUAUUAUGCCGAUGACCGCUACAACACGUGCUAACACUGCGGCCGCCGCUGCCUCGAGUCGGUUGCCGUUAUCGUCGGCAUCGCUUAUCAAUCGUAGUCUACCGGCUUCGCCACUGUUGGGCGUCGCCGCCCGUCAACAACAAACGCAACAACAAAAGAGGCGCACAUCUCAGGGCAAGAGUCUACUGUAUAGUCCAAUGAUGUUAAAGAAAGUAAUGAAACAAAAACUAAACUAUUUGGACUGUAGUUCCGAAACGGAUCAGACCAGCGAUGAUGACGACGACGACGACAACGAUGUCUACAUCGAUGGUCAUCAUCAACAACAACACCAACACCAACAGCCAGUAAUGGACAACAACAACAACAAUGAUUACCAGAAUCUUGAAUCGUUUCAGCGGCGGAACCACUUCUUGGCGAAGAAAAAUAAAUUCAAAAUGAAACGCCGUAACAGUCGUGUGAAACCCAGAGGCGGCGAAUCAUCGAAAGAGGACGACCUGAACGGUAGUGGCAGUGGCCGACAUCGGGAAACCUAUCGUGAGUUUACAUUGCAUAAUAAGGCCCCCCUUUGGAAUGAGGUCAGCCAAGUCUAUCAAUUGGAUUUCGGCGGUCGGGUUACACAGGAAUCGGCCAAAAAUUUCCAAAUUGAAUACCAGGGCAAACAGGUUAUGCAAUUCGGCCGAAUUGAUGGCAAUGCCUAUACAUUGGACUUUCAAUACCCGUUCAGUGCAUUACAGGCACUGGCCGUUGCAUUGGCUAACGUUACCCAACGUUUAAAGUGACCCCCCUCCUGAUCA
Messenger RNA from Oppia nitens, 5563 nucleotides. RefSeq names its product tubby-related protein 4-like (gene Tusp). Gene Ontology annotation, molecular function: protein binding. The transcript is spliced from 4 exons. The coding region runs from base 236 to 5548 and encodes 1770 amino acids. The record is from RefSeq and is a predicted model, not a curated record. NCBI's taxonomy places the organism in Eukaryota, Metazoa, Arthropoda, Arachnida, Sarcoptiformes, Oppiidae.